Alligator mississippiensis (American alligator) is the source of this 681-nucleotide messenger RNA. RefSeq names its product MYC associated factor X (gene MAX). NCBI's taxonomy places the organism in Eukaryota, Metazoa, Chordata, Crocodylia, Alligatoridae. Gene Ontology annotation, biological process: positive regulation of transcription by RNA polymerase II. The transcript is spliced from 5 exons. Gene Ontology annotation, cellular component: RNA polymerase II transcription regulator complex. Gene Ontology annotation, molecular function: protein dimerization activity; DNA-binding transcription factor activity. The record is from RefSeq and is a predicted model, not a curated record. The coding region runs from base 105 to 593 and encodes 162 amino acids.
GCGCGGUGCGGGCGGCUGCUGCGGCUGCUGUUGUUGUGCUGCCCGUGGCCCCGCUCGGCUCGGCUCGGCUCGGCUCGCAGCGCCCGCAGGCCCGGCCCGGCAGUAUGAGCGACAACGAUGACAUCGAGGUGGAGAGCGACGAGGAGCAGCCGAGGUUUCAGUCUGCGGCUGACAAGCGGGCUCAUCAUAAUGCGCUGGAGCGCAAACGCAGGGACCACAUCAAAGACAGCUUUCACAGCCUGCGGGACUCUGUCCCGUCCCUUCAGGGGGAGAAGCAACAGGCAUCCCGGGCCCAGAUCCUUGACAAAGCCACAGAGUACAUCCAGUACAUGCGCCGGAAAAACCACACCCACCAGCAGGAUAUUGAUGACCUCAAGCGCCAAAACGCCUUGUUGGAGCAGCAAGUGCGGGCACUGGAGAAGGCACGGUCGAGUGCCCAGCUGCAGGCCAACUAUACAGCAGCAGACGGCAGCCUGUACACCAACCCUAAGGGCAGCACCAUCUCCGCCUUUGAUGGCGGUUCUGACUCCAGCUCCGAGUCAGAGCCUGAAGAGCUGCAGAGCCGGAAGAAGCUGCGCAUGGAGGCCAGCUAGAGGCCCCACGGCAUUGGCAUGGCCCUGCCACCCCUGGGCCCCCAUGCUGCCCGCCCGCCAGCUCUCGAAGGACUCUCUCUCCCUUCUG